Armigeres subalbatus is the source of this 1270-nucleotide messenger RNA. RefSeq lists its product as uncharacterized. Gene Ontology annotation, molecular function: nucleic acid binding. The coding region runs from base 12 to 1037 and encodes 341 amino acids. The record is from RefSeq and is a predicted model, not a curated record. The transcript has 2 exons. Lineage: Eukaryota; Metazoa; Arthropoda; Insecta; Diptera; Culicidae.
UGUGUCUUACUAUGUACGACAAUACAUUUCUAGAAGGGCUGAUGAUUAGAUAUUACCCGAAUCUUAAGCUUCUUCUCCGAAUCACCGCCCGCAUAUUACGUUUCUCUCACCCUGAGUUCCGUGAUAAUGACAGACUUUCUCCGGUCGAAGUCGAAUUUGCGCUUCGGAAGUAUCUACAACAUAUACAGAGCAAGCAUUUUCCGAAUGAAAUCAGUCGGUUGCAGAGAAACCUGGAAGUUCAGCGAAGCAGUUCAUUACAUCAGCUCCGUCCCUUUUUGGACGAAAACGGAUUAGUUAGGGUGGGCGGUCGACUGCAACACGCUGAGUUAAGUUACGAUUCUACGCAUCAAAUAUUGCUUCCUCGACACUCGAUUUUGACAUCGCUCAUUCUCGUUAACGAGCAUCACGAACAGUUUCAUUGUGGGCCUCAGUUGCUGUUGGCAUCCUCUCGGAAGCGCUACUGGAUUCUGCGGGGAUGUAGUGCCUCUCGUAAAGUAUGCCGCGAUUGUGUUAUGUGCAACAGAUCCAGACCAACGCGAAUGAUCCAGCAAAUGGGACAGUUACCGGCGGAUCGCUUAAAGCCUCAACCUCCAUUCGUAACAACAGGGGUUGACUAUGCGGGACCUGUGAAUAUUAUUGGACGAAAAACCCGCGCUGCUGUACCUUCCAAGGGUUACAUUGCGUUGUUUGUGUGUCUCGGAACAAAGGCGGUGCACCUUGAGGCGGUCUCAGAUCUUAGUGCAUCAGCUUUUCUGGCGGCGUUUACCCGGUUUGUCAGUCGAUAUGGAGUGCCCUGCAAAAUGUAUUCUGACAACGCAACAAACCUACGAUCAGCAGCGAAAAUACUCCGAGGAGAAAACGAUAAGCCCCAGCAAUGGCCGUUAGGCCGUGUCCUCCAAGUAUUUUCCGGCACGGAUGGGUUAGUAAGAGUUGUAUCUGUAAAAACGGCGAAUGGUAUAUUUCGCCGCGACAUCAGAAAGCUUCGUCGGUUUCCUUUGGAUAGCGAUGAAUAUGUUCCCUAUCGUCGUGUGAUUUAAAUUACUGCAAGUAAUUUGGUGGGCGGAUUAUGUUGCCACCAUAUUCAAGGACCACCCUACGUGGGAAAGCUUGUGCUACCUGUCUAGAUGAAACUCAACCUACAUAUUUCUAUUGAAUUCAUUUACUUUGUUCAAUAUAGUUCAGUUACAGUUUGAAGUUUGUAAGAAACGCGUGUACCUUUUUACUCGACUCCGUUUUCCGAAAUACCCUUCGUCCAUCAAUCAAUUCCGUG